AUGUUUAGGAGAUCUUUGCUUUCAUGUGUUAGAAAGAAUAGUACAGCAAGUGCAGCCAAUCCAAAUAAUUUGGCAUUUGCUUUUGAUAUUGAUGGUGUCCUGCUGAGAAGUAAAACUGCUAUUCCAAAGGGUCGAGAAGCGUUAAAAUUAUUGGAUUCGAGUAAUAUCCCUUUUAUAGUAUUAACUAAUGGAGGAGGAUACUUAGAACAAGAAAAAGCACAACAGUUGUCUGAUAUUUUAGAUGUAAAUAUAGACGAAAGACAAGUGGUAUUGAGUCAUACACCUUAUAAGAUGUUAACAAAAGAUUAUAAUAAAGUUUUAACUGUAGGAAUUCCAAAUGUCAGGAAAGUAGCCAAAGAAUAUGGAUUUAAAGAUGUCGUUCACCAAAGUGACAUUAUACGUCACAAUAACUAUGUUGCUCCUUUUUCUGGUCUCAUUAAUGAAGAAUUGAUGAAAAUUUCAAAAGAAAUUCCAGAUAUUGCUACUAAAAAUUUUGAUGCAAUUUUGGUAUUCAAUGACCCUCACGAUUGGGCAGCUGAUCUGCAAAUUAUUUCAGACUUAUUAAUUUCCAAAAAUGGCCAACUUGGCACUAUUAGAACUGAAGAAUCCGAAAAACCUUCUAUUCCAAUAUACUUCUCGAAUAAUGAUCUUUUAUGGGCAAACAAAUAUUCAUUAAAUAGAUUUGGUCAAGGUGCGUUUAGAUUAUUAGUCCAUACUCUAUAUUCCAGUAUGAAUAAUGGAAAAACACUAGCUGACGUAGUCAUUGGAAAACCAACAAAUAUUACGUAUAAUUUUGCUCAUAAUGUUUUAAUCCAAUGGAGAAAUCAUCUCGUUAAUGGUACCCAAAAAAAUAAAGCUGCUACCAAAUACUCUAAUUGGAGGGAUAUAGUGUCAACGACACCCUUUGAAAAAUUCGACAAUGGUAAAAUGGGCGUGUUCAUGGUUGGGGAUAAUCCUGCUAGUGAUAUUAUCGGUGCCAAUUCGUAUAACUGGAAUAGUUGUCUCGUGAAGACAGGGGUUUAUAAAGAAGGAGAUAAGCUAGAGGGAAAGCUUAAACCAGAUAUGAUUGAAAAUGAUGUAUAUACGGUUGUUCAAAAGGUUCUUGAAAAAUACUUGUAA
This is a messenger RNA of Tetrapisispora phaffii CBS 4417, 1119 nucleotides long. RefSeq lists its product as uncharacterized. Bases 1 to 1119 code for a protein of 372 amino acids. The record is from RefSeq and is a predicted model, not a curated record. Gene Ontology annotation, biological process: glycerophospholipid biosynthetic process. Gene Ontology annotation, cellular component: mitochondrion. The transcript has a single exon. NCBI's taxonomy places the organism in Eukaryota, Fungi, Ascomycota, Saccharomycetes, Saccharomycetales, Saccharomycetaceae.